Messenger RNA from Anopheles maculipalpis, 1002 nucleotides. RefSeq names its product phosphoserine phosphatase (gene aay). The transcript has 4 exons. Gene Ontology annotation, molecular function: L-phosphoserine phosphatase activity; magnesium ion binding. The record is from RefSeq and is a predicted model, not a curated record. The coding region runs from base 23 to 970 and encodes 315 amino acids. Gene Ontology annotation, cellular component: cytoplasm. NCBI's taxonomy places the organism in Eukaryota, Metazoa, Arthropoda, Insecta, Diptera, Culicidae. Gene Ontology annotation, biological process: L-serine biosynthetic process; dephosphorylation.
AGCCGCAACCUUCAGCAGCAAAAUGAACCGUGCACUUUUCGGAAGCUUGGUAGCCAUCUCGGCCACGGAAAGUAGCCGCGGUGUGAGUAGCCUUGCCGGAGCAGGGGAACCACUUGAGCCGGUCGUCGUUGUCGGAAGGCGCAACAGUUUGCCACCGGCUCCUCCAAUCUUUAAGCCGAUUGUCCCAUCGAAGGUUAACGGGUUGGUAAGUCGGAACGGUGCGCAGCUGCAUCACCAUACCCAGAACGGUCACGGCAUGACGAACGAUCGUCCCGCCGAGCUGUCGAAACGAACGACCGAAGCACGGGAAGCGCUGAAAAAGGCACAGAUCGUUUGUUUCGAUGUUGAUUCGACCAUCAUCACGGAGGAAGGAAUCGAUGAGUUGGCACAGUUUUGCGGCAAGGGCAGUGAGGUGGCUGCACUCACGAAGGAAGCGAUGGGAGGUAGCAUGACGUUCCAGGAAGCGCUAAAACGUCGCCUAGACAUUAUUAAACCCUCGCAGCGACAGAUCCGCGAAUUUCUUAAAACACACCCAUCGACCAUUUCGGCCGGCGUGAAGGAACUGAUCGAGCAGCUGCGCAAGAACAAUGCGGAGGUGUUUCUUAUUAGCGGUGGGUUUGAUUGUUUGAUCGAACCGGUAGCGGAUGCGUUGGAAAUUCCGCUUUGCAAUCUGUACGCGAACCGAUUGUUCUUCAACUACAAUGGAAGUUAUGCUGGAUUCGAUACGGCACAACCUACGUCCCGAUCGGGCGGCAAGGGUGAAGCAAUCAAGAUGAUUCGCAGCGUAAUGGCGGGUGGUGUAGGAUCGGGAUCGGAUAAGGUGGUUGCAAUGAUUGGGGACGGUAUGACCGAUUUGGAGGCCUGUCCACCGGCCAACAUGUUCAUUGGCUACGGUGGUAAUGCGGUCCGGGAAGAGGUACAAAAACGGGCAACGUACUACGUAACCAACUUUGCCGAUCUGCUCUGGUGAUCGAAUAGUUGCAACCCUCUACUACUUCCUUG